AUGAACAAUCUCUCACUACGAGAGUUGCCUCUUGAGAUCCUUGCGUUUCAUAUCUUUCAAUUUUUGGAUGACCUGUGGUUAUUUGCAAAUGUGAGGAAGGUGUGUCAUGACUGGAAUGAUAUCAUUAUAGGGAAACAAUUAAAUAUUAUUUCUACAACAGAACACCAUUCCGAUACUGUUGUUGUUGAACCUCAUUUGGGAUUUAUUAAAAAACUAGAUGGUGUGGAUUUGAAACAACGAUCAUCUCGAUUUCUAGCCUUCUACAAGUGUUGCCAACAAGGAUAUUUCAAAAAUAUUCGUGAAUUGUGUAUGGGCGGUUUGAAUGAUGAGCAUCUCAAAGAUGACAAGUCCGAUUUCUUUUGUUUUUUUCCCGAAUUAACAAUAUUGGAUUUAUCAUGCAAACCUACAUUAUUUAAUAAUCAUGUUAGUACAUAUGGGAGAGAGGCAUUGUUGAAAGCUCAGUUAAAACAUCUGACCUACUUGAAUUUAAAUCAUUGUUAUCUGAGUUGGGACACGGCUGCAAGAAUAUUUCAAGUAUUAGGUCACACUUUGAAAUAUUUACAUUUGCGUCAAACACAGUUAUCGUCACGAAACUAUACACCUCUAAUGAAAAAACCAUUAUUAGAGCACGUGCAAGAAUUGGAUGUGAGCGGAAACAAAAUGAAUUAUGAAUUGUUAUUUUCAGCGGUGGGUCAGUCAUUGACAAGUUUGGACCUCUCCUCCAAUUCCAAUAUCAAUCAUGCGAUUGAAAUAAUUGCAAACAGUAAUCCUGAAAAGUGGACCAAUUUGAGAAUUUUGAAAUUACAAAAUGUACAUUUCAAUUAUGAGACUUUGGCAUUGUUGAAAAAAACAACAAAUCUAAUGAACUUGACACGAUUAGAUCUCAGAGGAAAUUUCACAAGUCAACGUGAAGCAAAAGAAUUGUGUGGAGUUCAAUCUUCACUUGUAAAUCUUGUUGAGAUUGAGCAUGAUUGUGGUGUGUUCCAACUUGGACAGUAA
Molecule: messenger RNA, 999 nt
Organism: Naegleria lovaniensis
Lineage: Eukaryota; Heterolobosea; Eutetramitea; Acrasida; Naegleriidae
Exons: 1
Coding region: 1-999 (332 amino acids)
Source: RefSeq, a predicted model, not a curated record